Molecule: messenger RNA, 1056 nt
Organism: Epithele typhae
Lineage: Eukaryota; Fungi; Basidiomycota; Agaricomycetes; Polyporales; Epitheliaceae
Exons: 6
Coding region: 1-1056 (351 amino acids)
Cellular component (GO): membrane
Molecular function (GO): serine-type endopeptidase activity
Source: RefSeq, a predicted model, not a curated record
AUGUCAUUCGAACAUGCCGGGCUCACCAAGGGCCUGAUGGUCGGGAUUGCCUUGACGUCUAUUGCCGUGGGCAUCUUCGACUUGAAACACUACCUCAACCUCCAGCUAGUGCCCCACAUAUCGAAACAUCACCAGUACUGGCGGCUUCUCUUACACCACCUUGUCUGCGCCAGCUCCAGUGACCUGCUUCUCACAGAACUCCUGCUCUACCAUGCUGGAAUCCCGGUAGAGCGCGCUUUUGGCAGCGUCAAAUAUGCGUCGUUUUUCAUCAUCUCCAUCUUGACCACAAUGCUGCUCUCUUUCCUCGCCAUGCUCGUCGCUCAGCUCAAUCCAAUAACGAGGGUCUUUUUCAACAACGUCCCGCCGGGUCCGAUCGCGAUCAUGUAUGCCGCCCUCUACCAAUACCUGCGGCUCGUCCCGCCUGCAUAUCACUUCCGAAUAUUCGGCUUGCCCAUGAGCGACAAGGUUUGGGUCUACGCCAUCGCUGCCCAGCUCCUCCUCCACCCUUUCCCGCCCAAGCUCCUCCCGGCCGCCGUCGGCCUCUUCGUGGGCUACCUCUACCGCUCCGACUUCCUCCAGCUCAAGGGCUGGCGGAUAUCGCCGAGGGCGACGCGGUUCGCCCAGGCGUGGAUCGCCCCGCUCCUCGGCCUCGGCGAGACCCGCCCGGUGCGGCGGACGAACCGGGCCCUGCCCGAGCCCCGCGCGCAGGGCGGCACCGCCCACGCCCGCCGCGCCGCGCUGGACGAAGACGUGCUGGUGACGACGGCGCGCAACGCGCGGCGGCGCCUCCCGCGCACCGCGAUGCCCCCCGUCGCGGCGGUGGGGAGCGGCGGCGCCGCGGACGACGGCGCCGCGCAGAGCACGGACUCGGGCGACGCGCCGAGCGAGGGCGGGGGCGGGGGCGUGGUCCGGCAGUGGGUGAACGAGCUCACGAGCGGGGCGCGGCCGGGGGGCGCGAACGUCCGCGCGCCGACCGAGGCGGAGAUCGGGACGCUGACGAGCAUGUUCCCGGACGUGCAGCGCGAGGUGCUGCUCGGGGUGCUGCAGAGGAGGUGA